Messenger RNA from Cucurbita maxima (winter squash), 953 nucleotides. RefSeq lists its product as uncharacterized. Gene Ontology annotation, biological process: protein folding; protein stabilization; protein import into mitochondrial matrix. The record is from RefSeq and is a predicted model, not a curated record. Lineage: Eukaryota; Viridiplantae; Streptophyta; Magnoliopsida; Cucurbitales; Cucurbitaceae. Bases 161 to 811 code for a protein of 216 amino acids. Gene Ontology annotation, molecular function: zinc ion binding; protein-folding chaperone binding. Gene Ontology annotation, cellular component: mitochondrion. The transcript is spliced from 5 exons.
GGGCCGAAAGCCGGAAAUUUGAGCCCACAUUGGCUAUUAAUCCUUCGUGUCCUUAACAGCUCUGCGCGCUUACCCGCGAUAUUUUGAUUCUCAAGCUGUCCUACGGAGGCUUCUCCUCUGCAAUUCGCUUCUCUCCGCUCCAGCUUUCGAUUCCCUGCCUAUGGAGUCUCUAAUCAACGCUUCUUCUGCAGCGAUUGUCUCUUCUUCUUCCACUUUUCCUAUAUCUUCUCCCAACAGGAUGCUUCCUCUGAGAUCUUUUCAAGUUCCGCACGCCUCCAAAGGUAACGAGAACGAAUCUGAUUCUCAGUCUGACUCGAAGAAUAUCAGGAACCUUCCAAUCCUCAGUAAACGUCAUCUCUCCCUUUCCCCUCUUUCAAAGGAUGUUGCAAUGGGAGUGGUGCUUAGUGCAGCCACGGGAAGAGGGUGGACGACAGGGUCUGGUAUGGAAGGCCCCUCAUCUCCGGUCGGGUUGGAAGCCAAAUCAGGCACAGAGAAUGUCUCCACUUUCCCUUGGUCCCUUUUCACGAAAUCUCCUCGGCGAAGAAUGCUUGUGGCUUUUACUUGUAAAAUUUGUGGGCAACGUACAACACGGGCUAUUAACCCCCAUGCUUAUACCGAUGGCACUGUGUUUGUGCAGUGUUGUGGAUGCAGUGCAUACCACAAGCUUGUGGACAACUUAAACCUGUUUCAUGAAAUGAAAUGCUACGUUAACCCGAGUUUUAACUAUGGGAGUAAUGGGUGGGGCGAUGUGAACUUCAAAUAUCUGGACAUGGAGGAAGAUGGAAGCAACGAUAUAUUCCCGAAUCAAUGAGGAACUCAAUUUGGACAUAGAAGUUUGAAGACCAAGAUUCUGCGGGUCAUUCUUCUCUUUAAAAGGGUAUCAUGGACCAUUUCUUUUGCUAUUUUUAUACUGCAAUUUUCUACCACUAAGAUUAUUAAUAUUUUUGAAGUGA